Molecule: messenger RNA, 1704 nt
Organism: Gambusia affinis (western mosquitofish)
Lineage: Eukaryota; Metazoa; Chordata; Actinopteri; Cyprinodontiformes; Poeciliidae
Gene: glrx3
Product: glutaredoxin 3
Exons: 1
Coding region: 143-1114 (323 amino acids)
Source: RefSeq, a predicted model, not a curated record
AUCCGGCGUUAUUUGGUUGUUUUCACCGGAGAACGAACCGCUUUCCGGUGGGUCGCAGCUCCGGUGUUUGCUUGAAGCUAAGAAGCUAUCGAGGAAAUGACGUAAGGGGGCAAUCGGAAGUGUUCUACUGAGAGAAGAAAAGAUGGCGAACUUGGUGGAAGCGACGAGCCAGAAGGAUUUUGAGGAGUUUCUCGCCAAGGCUAGAAAAUGCCUCACCGUGGUACACUUCCACGCUGCGUGGGCCCCCCAGUGCGGCCAAAUGAACGACGUAAUGGCGGAGCUGGCCAAAGAACACACCGGCACCACGUUCGUGAAACUGGAAGCAGAGGCAGUCCCGGAGGUGUCGGAGAAGUAUGAGAUUUCCUCGGUGCCAACUUUCCUAUUUUUCAAGGCCGGGGAGAAGGUGGACCGGCUGGACGGGGCUCACGCUGCGGAGCUCACCAAGAAGGUCCAGCGGCUGGCGGUGAGCGGGAGCCCGGCUGGAGCUGCGGAGGUGCCGGACCUGAACGAGCGUCUGAAGAAGCUAAUCAAUGCGGGGCCGUGCAUGCUGUUCAUGAAGGGCUCCCCGCAGGAGCCCCGCUGCGGUUUCAGCCGGCAGAUCGUGGGGCUCCUGAAGGAGCAUAACAUCCAGUUCAGCAGCUUCGACAUCCUCUCCGAUGAGGAGGUCCGACAGGGACUGAAGACCUUCUCCAACUGGCCUACCUACCCUCAGCUGUAUGUCAACGGGGAGCUGGUGGGCGGACUGGACAUCGUGAAGGAGCUGGCCGAGUCCGGGGAGCUGGAGAACACCUGCCCGAAGGCCGUCAGCCUGGAGCAGCGCCUGAAGUCCGUCAUCAACCAGAGUCCGGUCAUGCUGUUCAUGAAGGGCAACAAGGAGGCGGCCAGAUGCGGCUUCAGCCGGCAGAUCCUGGAGAUCUUAAACGGAACCGGGGUGGAUUAUGACACCUUUGAUAUUCUGCAGGAUGAGGAGGUUCGGCAGGGGCUGAAGACCUUCUCCAACUGGCCCACGUACCCGCAGCUGUACGUGAAGGGCGAGCUGAUUGGAGGCCUGGACAUAGUCAAGGAGCUGAAGGAAAGUGGGGAGCUGGUGUCGGUUCUGAAGGGGGAGUCAUAGGUAGAUGUCCUCCACCGUCCUCCAUCCUUCAGACAGGGAACAAGAAGCAAGGGCCCCAAACAGCAGCUCCUCAGGGGCCUCGAGAGCAAAGAUCAACAAGAACUUUCAGAUUGUAGCAGUUCGGUAGAUUCUGUUUGCAGAAACAGGGAACAUGUUUGUUUCUUAAGAAAACGCAUGCAGACACUGGAGACUCUUGAAAAUACAUAUUUAAAAUGUUUAAAAAGUAGGAAUAUAUGUGGGAUAAUGGCAUAAAAUCCUGUAAUUUGGCCCCUCACAUCUUAUUCUUGGGAAGAUUCUGAUAAAAGUUGCUUUUGGUUUGAACUUUAAGGUUUUUGAGGUUCAUCAGAUCGUUCCUCUUCAUGUUUUCACAUCUUCAUCUUUGGGAAAUGUUUCAUAAACAGCUUUUCAUCCAUUUCUUUCAAUUCGUGAGACUUAAAUCCCAUUUCCUGCCUCUGUCAUUCUUCCUUGAUAAAACAAUGAUUAAAUGAUUUAAAUGAACAUAAAAAUGUUUGCUUCUGUUGUGUCUAAAGAUUACUGCACAUUUAUUAAAUGAGUCGUCCUGUUUUCCUCUUAAACCUGCUUAGUUGCAU